This is a messenger RNA of Daldinia caldariorum, 1830 nucleotides long. RefSeq lists its product as uncharacterized. The record is from RefSeq and is a predicted model, not a curated record. Lineage: Eukaryota; Fungi; Ascomycota; Sordariomycetes; Xylariales; Hypoxylaceae. The transcript is spliced from 2 exons. The coding region runs from base 370 to 1281 and encodes 303 amino acids.
CUCGCAUCUGCGCAAAAUUACAGGUUCAGGUUUGACCGCUAGGAUUGGUUCCAGAUUACUGUAUUACAUACUACCUACAUAGAUAGUACUCGGUGUACUACCACGGUAAACUAUUAUUAGCUAUUCACCUUUUACAAGUUACAACUUCCAGCUGUCGAGAACCACUCAAACGGACAAUUUGGCCUCAGAUACCAAAUCAAUCUCUUGUUUUUCUUUUUCCUUUUCCUUUUUUCGCCGCUUAUUCCGCAUCCCCCGGUUGGUUGGCUUGUUGGUUCUAUUCUGUUACGCUACACCACCCUACAUUAUUUCCCUCCGUCUCAUUCCAGAUUCCAGAAUCCUAGGCACCAGUCUGACAACCGACGGGUCGCCAUGUCGAAUCCAAAUCAACUAUACCUCCUAGCCGAUCAUAUCAAGCUCUCCCUGCUAGAGCGGCAGCGAGCGCAAAGCCUUAAUCUAGAUGGCGAUUCAAAAGACGGGCACAUAUCUAGAUCUCUAGACCAGUUCAAGGAUGGAUUAGAAGCGCUAGAGAAGGAACAGAAGAGAUUAGAAGAAGCCGGCGACGAAGAUGGUUCCCUUACUAUCGCCGAUAUCCUCCCCGGCCUACAGAAGCAAUAUAAUGACCUAACCUCCCAAUUCCACGGGUUCUCUUCCCCUUUCACCGAAUCUACCCUCACGCAUCCGAACGACCCGUCCCUAAACCCAGACUUCGAACACGCGACCACAUCCCCUCGAAACAGCACUUCCAACGCGCCCCAACCCACCACCAUCACCACCACCACCACCUCCUCCUCCUCCUCCUCCAACCUCCGGCCCAAAGGCGCCCGCACGGCAUCCAAGACAGUACGCUUCACCGACAACCCCAUGAGUCCGUCGGCGACGGACCCGGACCUCGAAGCGCAGCUGUUCGGCGGGAGCCGGUACCAGGACAACCCGGGGGACGGCGACGGGAUGGGGUACCGGGACGCGGCGGCGGGGAUGACGAACACGCAGAUCCACGCGUACCACCAGCGGAUCCUGGACCAGCAGGACGAGCAGCUGGACGCGCUGGGGGCGAGCAUCGCGCGCCAGCGCGAGCUCAGCAUGCAGAUCGGCGACGAGCUCGACGAGCACGUCGCCAUGCUGGACGACGUUGACGUCGCCGUCGACCGGCACCAGGGGCGGCUCGACCGCGCUAGGCGCCAGGUCGGGAAGAUGUCGCGGGCCGCCGGGGAUAGCAAGCAGAUGAUUGCCAUCAUCAUAUUGAUCAUCAUCUUGGUGCUGCUCAUCGCGAUUUUGAAGUAAAAGGCGGACGGAGAGGAAAAAGGAAAGAAAAGAAAAGGGGGGGAAGGUAUGAAGGCCUGUUGGGUGGGAUAUAUAUGGGAGAGAGGGAAAGAGGGAGGCUGGGAGGCUGGGAAGGUAAUUAUUACGCUGGACUGGACCGAAUCGGACUGGUUGACGUACUUUUGAGUCCUCUCGUUGCAUUUUUGCAUGGCGUCGGCAUGGCGUUUAUUUAAUAAGGGGAGGGAUUGGCUUUACAUUGAUUAUAUUAUCGUUUAUAUACACCAUACACGUACGCGGGCGAACGAUACCUGGGGAUUUCACGCCGCGCGGGUUCUCUUUGGGUAUUUGUACUUGUUAUAAAUCGAUUUUGCGGGCUAUGCCUGCUUACCUUAGGUAGUCCUGUCUGUAUCUUUACAGCGACGUCUGAGUUUGCUUGGAGCGUGACAGUUCCAAAGACAGCAGUGCUAAUAGUUCAGUUCUAGAGGAUCUUGUGGGUAUUUACGAACUACGCACUAGCCAGACCAGACACGAUGAUCGAGAGAAGGGCAUGUUUACCCGGUAGACAAUCUA